UUCCCAAUACAAAUCAACAAAAAAACCUAAAUAAAUAAAUAAAUGGUACCAGCAGCAACAGUGGUGUGUGGGCUCUAUCUAGUGGUACUCAAGAAUAUCAGCGAUUAAAAAAAUACCGUGCGAGUAUUGUGUGUAGUGUAUCUGUGUACAGUAUAUAUAAAUAGAGACAUAUCUAUAUAUAUUUUUACAUACGACAUAUACGAUUUGUAUACAAAUAAAAAUAUUCACCAAAAAUUUGCUGAAUUAAAUUAAAUUAUUAUUUCAUUAUUCAACGCUCCUUAAUUACAACAUAAGCCAAUUACUUAAUUACUUACAAGUACAAACCACAUAUUCCAGGCUAAGCUGAUGCAUUGUUUGGGGAUGAACUAUAUCUCAUCUUUCAGUAUAGCUCUUGAUUCAGCAACAAACUUUUGUCAGGGGAAGUGAAGAUAUGAACUGUGGUUGGUUACCUUGGUAAUGAAGCAGUGGAAGGGGAAAAAAACAACAACAUUCAAGUAGUUUCUUUUUGAAAGCAGAAGGUAACAUGGAUGAGCUUGAUUUGCUGUUGGAGGAGCUAGCUCUCAAUCCAGAAGGCAGUAAUACAACUGCCAGUGAGGUGCAAGCUGCAGUCAACAGUGGACCUAAGAAGGGAGCAAACCUAAAUGUUUACAGUGACUAUCCCCCUCCAGUGGAAGCUUCCCAGGAUGAUGAUUCUCCUACCAAAGAGCUGGAUUCCAUUUUACAAGAUCUGAUGAGUCUGGGAUCUCAGAAUGCAGAAUUUUCACCACUUUUCACCACUUCACCACGAGAGCAGAGGAAAGCAAAAGAUGGACAACAGGAGACCAGUUUGGAUUUAAAUGCAAAGGCUUCAGCAGAGAGCAAAGAUGCAGACAGUAUAGACAAUCUUCUUGGCGGGCUGACAACUGACCUGGAAAAGAUCGGCGUCCGCACCACAGCCAAGGGUCACUGUACUGCCUGUAACAAAGCCAUUGUGGGGAAGAUGAUCACGGCCAUGGGUGAAACAUGGCACCCGGAGCACUUUGUGUGUGCGGUGUGUAAGACAGAGCUGAGCACCACAGGUUACUUUGAGAGGGAAGGACGUCCAUACUGCACAAAAGACUAUCAUCAACUCUUCUCGCCACGCUGUGCCUACUGCAAAGGACCUAUUGUACAGAACAUCCUGACAGCUUUGGACCAGACGUGGCAUCCUGACCACUUCUUCUGUACGCACUGCGGAGACUUCUUUGGAGAUGAUGGUUUCCUUGAGAAGGAUGGGAAGCCAUAUUGUCGCAAAGACUUCUACCACCUCUUUGCUCCCAAGUGUGCAGGCUGUGGGGAGUCAGUGAUGGAGAAGUACCUGACUGCAGCUAACGGCACAUGGCAUCUGGAGUGUUUCGUUUGUGCGGACUGUCUGAAGCCCUUCUCCGAUGGCCGUUUCAUGGAGCUGGACGGUCGGCCGCUCUGCCAGACGCACUUCCACUCCCGACAGGGCACUCUGUGCGGCAGCUGCCGUAAGCCCAUCGUGGGUCGCUGUGUCUCGGCUCUGGACAGCAAGUUUCACCCAGAACACUUUGUGUGCGCGUUCUGUCUGAGGCAGCUCAGCCAAGGAAUCUUUAAAGAGCACAAAGGCAAACCGUACUGCUCAGCCUGCCAUAACAAACUCUUUGUGUGACAUGGAAAGAUCGAAAUGAAGAAUGAAUGAAUCAGCUCUACUUCAAUGUAUAUGCCAAGCUAUCUGAACAAAACAUAAAAAUCUUUGCUUUGUGUUAUAGCUGACAAACAAAUUAGUGCAAAGAGGAAUUAAUUUUAGUUUUUAGAAUACAGUGUAUGCAAUGGGCAAAGAAAGAAAGCUGAGAGCCCAAAAUAAUCCCUGGGCUGGACUUUGAACACCACUGCUUUAAUCAAUAAGUACCUGUAUAUCAUUCAGUCUAAGUACAGGGAUAGAAAUCAAGUCAUUUGUGCAUUUAAUGGAUUGUUGUUGUUAAGUAAAGACCUCCAUCGCAUUCAUCCAUUCAUUUUAGAAGUUACGACAUCUGGAAUAUCACAAUAUGUAUAUCAUAUAUAUAAAUUCCAUCCCAUAGACUGUGGUGGCAUGAAAAUGUGUUUGCCCUCUUCUUUAUCACACUUAAAUGUUUCAGAUCCUCAAACAAAUUUAAAUAUUAGUCAAUGACAACACAAGUGAACACAAAAUGCAUUGUGGGGAAAAAAAAUCCAAACCUACUUGGCCCUGUGUGAAAAAGUGAUUACCCCACUCUCACCACAGUAAGAGCCAUUAUCACAAAAAAGGGCAAAAUCAUGGAAAAUGUACUGUCAAGUGUACAACAUAAUUAAAUUUGAGACUGCCAUCCUCAGUGAUAAGACAUUCUACCAUGAAAUGUACUUUAUUUCUAAGGAUAUGUGAUGUAAACACUUUGCUGACUCAAUGAAUACAGAUAUUGACUGUGCUGGAGCUUCAUGGCCUGUUUCCAUGACCAAGAAGCUCCAUACAAGCCUUACAUCAGCAAGCAUGAUGCCAAAGUUGUUAAAAAAAACCUGCAGCCUGCUGCCACUGGACUCUGUGGAGUAGUGGAAAGUUAGCAUGUGGAGGUAUGAAUCAUGCUUCUCUAUCUGGAGUGUGGAUGAACGUUUGAUGGUGCAGGGAUAACAAAACUUGUAGAAGAACCCGGAUGAAGCAUGUUUAGAAAGAAGGGAGAUGAUGAAAUGGAGUUUCCAAUAAGCUAUUCUUGUUCAUGUGGCCAGACAGCUUGCACUGGCAAAAGUUGGCAUGGAGUCACUAUGCCAACCGGCAUUUUUGGCCUUCAGCACUGUAUGCACUUCAUCCUCCACUACACUGUUUCCUUUAUAGUACUACAUGGAAGAUUGAUGAUGGAGGGGCUCAAGUCAACAGAGUCGGUUUUACUAGUAGAGGGAGCUUCCAAACAUCACUUCAGGCUUUAAACAACUCACCCCAGGUGAUGAGGGAUAGAUCAGCCAUAAAGUGCUCUCAUGUUUUUGGACGAAAAUUGUACUUGCACAUGUACUUUGCAUGUUGUUUCAUUCCUUUGCUAAGUAAAACAAGGAUACAUUGUCAUACUGUAUAAAUGUAGUUAUA
Doryrhamphus excisus (bluestripe pipefish) is the source of this 3070-nucleotide messenger RNA. It is a transcript of the gene lpxn, whose product is annotated as leupaxin. Gene Ontology annotation, molecular function: actin binding; muscle alpha-actinin binding. NCBI's taxonomy places the organism in Eukaryota, Metazoa, Chordata, Actinopteri, Syngnathiformes, Syngnathidae. The record is from RefSeq and is a predicted model, not a curated record. Gene Ontology annotation, biological process: actin cytoskeleton organization; muscle structure development; heart development. Gene Ontology annotation, cellular component: filamentous actin; adherens junction; stress fiber.